GCUGCCCUCUGGCGUCGAGAAAGUUCGGCACGGCGCGACGACAAGAACGAGCAACAUUAUGAUGUGCCUUUUAAACGUUUUCGGUAAUGUAUCAUUUCGUGUAAAAACCGUGAAACUUUCCAAGUGAUCAUUCUUACGUCCCGCGGAGAACUACAUAAGAGAAACGUGCGGACGCGUAAUAUAAUUGGAUUCUCCUUUUCGUACCUUGCCGUUUGGAGACGCGAGAGACAACCAAGCGAGCCUAACCUCAACCAAGUGCUCAACAAUGAUGCUUAACUUCGAUUGUCGAGAUCAUAACUGGGGCAUAGAGUCAUCAUGAAGAAUCUAACUUCCAAGCAGUUAACCAGGAUCGAAAAGAAGAAGAAGAAAAUGGCAGCUCUUCUUGAGAUCACCAAGUUGAAUGAUAAAGACAGGAAGGCAAAGAUCAUUCUAAAGAAAGAUGAUAUGGAGCAGGUGAGUGACACAGAGGAAGCAUCAAGGCGUAAGCGGCCUUGUGAUAAGGAUGCUAAGCAGGAUUUAGAUGAGACAGAGAAGGAGGAGAGCUUGGAAACCGAAGCUGUUGCGAAUAAGAAGCCUAGAUUAAGUGGAGAGGAGUACCUGAAACUAAAACAGGAACUGAGAGCGCGUAAGAAAAAGCUGACGGCAUUGCCAAGAUUCCAAUUGAAGGCAGUAGGCGAGAGCGCUAGCUUGAAAGUUAAUCUGAACAGUGAAGACAGGAUACCGAUUUUCUUGACCGAUGUCCAGCAUCUUUUGCUGUACUCUUUACACGGCCACCACUCACCUUACUUACCUACCAGGUGGUGCCAGCUUGAGAAGUACAACAAGGUUCCUCAUACCGUCGUCUUGGUAGUGGAAGGACUGUCUCUCUACCACUUCGUCGCGUACGAGAGCAUGUUCCGUCACAUAUCAACGAAGCUGGAGCAUCAGGUCGAAGUGGUAACGCCGUGCGCCUACGGCGGCUCCGUAAUCGAGGAUUUAGCCGCUGUUCCCAUCACUGGAGUUCAGUGCGACAAGCUCUUAAAACAGUACGGAUCUCUGGAAGCAGCAUUGAGGAGCACGGGAGACGUGAUUAAACUGUUAAGGGCUGUCUUCCCGGUACAGGAGAACGUCCACACGGACGUCGAGACUUCGCACAAGCUGCCUGUUACCGACAAAUUCUCCAGGACAAGAUUACUGUUAUCGUUGUGCCAAAUGGUGGAGGAAAACUAUCCUGUGCCUUUGAAAGGAGAACUGGCAAAGAAGUACGGCAGUUAUUUGAUGACGAAGGACUCUUAUAUAGAAGCCAGCGCGGUGUCCCCGAUGUUCGGCCUCGACUGCGAGAUGUGUAAGACGACCACUGGCGAGUUGGAAUUAACCAGAAUAUCCUUAGUCGACGAGGACAUGAAAAUUGUUUACGACAGUCUGGUGAGGCCGGCUAACCCGAUCACAGAUUAUCUGACGAGGUUCAGUGGUAUUACUAAGGAAAUGCUUCAAGACGUGACUACUAGCCUCGCGGACGUGCAACAAACACUGAGGCAGUUACUGCCUCCAGACGCAAUCCUCGUUGGCCAGAGCUUGAACUCCGACUUGCACACGCUCCGGAUGAUGCAUCCUUAUAUUAUCGACACGUCUGUUAUAUUCAACAUCACCGGGGACAGAUAUAGGAAGACGAAGUUGCAGACGUUGGUAAGAGAGUUCCUGGGCGAGAGGAUUCAAGAAAGCAACUCCGGGCACUGUUCCACAGAGGAUUCAUUGGCAUCGAUGAAGCUGGUGCAGUUGAAACUGGCGAACAGCGUUGAUUACGGAGAUGCCGUAUUACUCGGUCGCUGCGACAUGCGCGCGUUAAAACUGGAGGAGAACGGGAAGAUAAAGAAUGACUUGAAGAAAUAUGCGACGUCGAUCUUUAAACAUGUGACCAGGGACAAGAAAACUGCUGCUAUCGUCGGAGUUACUGACGUAAUUCAAGAAUAUUCGAAAUAUCUGACGGAUUCCGUCGCUGUUAUGGAUGAUACGCAUUUCGAUAAAGAUGAUCAGGUUCGAUUAGUAGUCACAGAUAACAGCAAGCAAGCCGUGACUAGAGCGUCGCAGAUCGCUAUGGAACACGCGUUCACGUUGUGCCACUUACGCGUUGAUGACGACCGGCUCUCUACCGAUGAAAAGCUUUCGAAGGCAUUUCGCAACGUAAAUAAAUGGGUGUCGAAGUUGUGGCAGCACACGGCCGUGAACGGCUUGGUUUGCGUGAUAUUCACCGGCGAACGGGAGAAGCGAACGUCGAACGGCGCCUGUUUUGUCAAUUUAAAACGUGAGCUCGAUAAUAAUUCUGUACAGGAUUCCUAA
Ceratina calcarata is the source of this 2316-nucleotide messenger RNA. RefSeq names its product RNA exonuclease 5 (gene Rexo5). NCBI's taxonomy places the organism in Eukaryota, Metazoa, Arthropoda, Insecta, Hymenoptera, Apidae. Bases 316 to 2316 code for a protein of 666 amino acids. The record is from RefSeq and is a predicted model, not a curated record. Gene Ontology annotation, molecular function: nucleic acid binding; exonuclease activity. The transcript has 10 exons. Gene Ontology annotation, cellular component: nucleus.